AGUCUCGAGGGCAACACAUGGAGCAGUGUCAGGACCAUCUAUGACUCCUUCGCUUCCGCCGAUAAACUGUUCGCCGAGAAUUUCCUCUCCGCCAAGAGCACCGGUGCUGAAAGCAGGACAAGUCCGGCUGCCCUUGACAUUCCUAUUGCGUCGGCGGCAGCGGAGGAGGAGGGUGCGCCUGCUUUCAAUCUGUCGAUUCCGGCGGUUGCUGUUGUCGCCUCCCAUCUGCUCCCCUUCUUUCCCGGUUUACCUGCUCCUGCCUCUGAUGCCGCCAGUAUCAAACCCAUCUACCAGGUGCCCUCGAUAGACGCUCCUGAACCAGAUGAUCCCUUUGAUGACAUUUACCUCGCCAUGACUAUGAAGGAGAAGAGAAGGAAGGUGCAGGGUCAGUUAGACCAGGUCUCUGCCAAGGGCGAUGAAGGCGUUGUGGAUUCCAAACUGUCCAAAGUCCAGGUUGGUUGCGCUUCGUUGUUUUCUGAAAUUUCUUGA
Dibothriocephalus latus is the source of this 489-nucleotide messenger RNA. The record is from the annotation of a GenBank genome assembly. NCBI's taxonomy places the organism in Eukaryota, Metazoa, Platyhelminthes, Cestoda, Diphyllobothriidea, Diphyllobothriidae.